This is a messenger RNA of Mya arenaria, 1489 nucleotides long. RefSeq lists its product as uncharacterized. The record is from RefSeq and is a predicted model, not a curated record. The transcript has 5 exons. Lineage: Eukaryota; Metazoa; Mollusca; Bivalvia; Myida; Myidae. Bases 173 to 934 code for a protein of 253 amino acids.
UAUAGAAGCAAUUUUACAGAUCCAUGAGCAUGCAUUCUUUCUUACGGUUCGAUUGUGCAAUGUGCUUAUAUCAUAAUACUGUGACAGCAAUAAGUUAAACAAUACGGAUAUUAGAUUAAAACACAAUGGCAGGAUUAUAUAAAGUGAACUACUCCAAGAAAGCACACUCACAAUGGCAGUUAAUCAAAUGACUAGUCCCAACAAUGGUUGCACCUCCGGGCAGCAUGCCAACGAUGGUGGAAAUCCGCACGAAAAAACUCAACUGAAUAAUAUCGAACAAAUAGAAGCUGAAUUCGACAAAAGUACUUUUUCAAAGUCUGAAACAAGCAGGAAGAAAAUGAAACGACUUUCACAAUACCUUUUGAAGGAGAACAUGGCAAACAUUGAUGCACAUUUUAAAAUUGGAUUUGAAAUAAAUCAAUAUUUGUGUGUCGGAGACGCAGAUCAUACUAGAUCGACUGUUUUUGUCCUGUUUGAGGAUGACAACAAACCCAUAGUUAAAAAGACAAAAUCCGGUACAUCACAGAAUCAUGAGACAAGCGCAACUGAAAAGAUUGAGCUGUCGGUGGAAGCAAUAGAUAAAAAGUUUAAAGACGAAUGCAUAGAUGAAUCGGAAGAGAAUUUAAAACUUCUGGCCUUCACGAAAAAGGAAAUUUGUAAAGUCCAAGAAACCUCGUUUUCUGGUGUAUCGCUUUACAUAGAUUUUGGUUUGAACGAACACCUUGAACUUAAUGCAGAAUCCAAAUUUAGAUAUGUCUCUGGUUAUGACGAAAAUAAAAACCCUUACAUGAUACUAGAUACAUGUCCUCGGUAUUGGAAGCUGAAAUCGUGGUUGACUGACCUCUUCCAGCCCUUACCAAAGGUGUGGUUAGCCAUCGGUGGUGCCAUAGGAAGUUGUUUCAAACAACUGAAAGCGUUGUUUAAAGGAUCCUAGAUUAUUAUAGUUCCUUUAUUCUGUUGAUCAGAAUUUGCUAUUCAAUAUUUUACCGAAAUUCAUGGUAAAUAUAUUUCUUGAUUUAAAUCUCAUUUAAGAGAGAGUAUUUAGGAAAGAUCAAAUUAUUCAUAUUAAUGCAAAAUUCUUGUACAUAUUAUAAUUAAGAUGACUGACCAUUAAAGAGAUUAAUGUUAAACUUUAAAAUAGUCAUUUAACUGUCGCCUUAUUAGGUAUUGUUAUGCGUCAUUGCCGCCAUGUGGCAUCAACGACGAUUAUCUACGAUAUGUACAUCUCGAGUAGGGUGUUAAAUACAUGUGUGACUAUUCUACUUACUCUGUUAAUUAAUUUAAGUUUUUUGUUAACCUUUAGGUACAAAUUGAUGUUUUGUUUAGCAUUAAUGUAUUAUAUUCAUGUUUCUUUAUGUUUUCGUAUAACAUUUUAAUACGCACGCUUUUGAAAUAACGUAAAUUAAAGCUUUCGUUUUCAUUCGAAGCAUUUUAUAAAAAUAUAAUAUUUUGAGUCUAAAGGGUGAAUAAACUGCAUAAUAAAAAAGGA